AUGGCCGUGCAGGUGCCCCUGUGGCACCACUACCUGCAGGCCGUCCGAUCGCGGGGGGCGUCCCGGGCACAGGACUACCAGCGCGCGGAGGACGUGCUGCUCACGGUGCUGGAGCGGGUGCAGGCCCUGGACCCCCGCUUCCUCGCGGACUACUCCCGGGACCUGGAGGCCUUCCAGUUUGCCCUGCGCUCCUCGGAUGACCCGCUGGACGUGGAGGUGCCCCUGUGGGUGGACGCCGAGGCCCUCGUGAUGGAGGAGGUGGGGGCCCCCGAGGUGGGGUCCGGCCCCCGGUGCUGCCGCCUGGGUGUCCCCGGGGAAGGGGCCGGCCUGGAGCGGUGGAUGACCGCUGAUGUUUUCCACGCCCUCCCGGAGGGCAGUGCCAAGUGCCGCGGCCACAUCGUGCCCAGAAAGGUCGUGCAGGUCCUCAGGGACCUCCUGGUGGCGGCCAUCGUGCACUGCAAACACCACGGCCUCAUCAGGCCAGGCUCCCUGAACGUGGACAGCCCGCGGGAAGAGCAGCUCGGCCUGUCCCUGCUGGUGUCCAGCGGCUGGAGAGCCAUCCGCGUCAGCGUGGUGCCCGUGGUGCGGAGGAAGCUCAGGGCGCCCGCCCUGCAGGGGGCCUGGCUGAUGCCCGGGCUCCCCGAGGGCAGCCUGAGAGGGAUCAUCCGCCAAGAGGGGGCCCUGGUGCCGGCCAGCGCCCAGCACUGGAGGGUCUCCGAUGACUACCUGCUCACCAGGCUGCUCAGUGCACUGGCCUCCCUCCAGGGCCACCGCCUGGACAGCCUCUCCAUCCUGGACCGGGUCAACCACGAGAGCUGGCGAGAUGGCGGCCAGGGCCCGGGCCUGACCUUCAGCCACCUGAAGACAGUGCUGCUCUGGGCCACCGUGCUCUUCCCGGCGCCCGAGGACUGGGCGGAGCUGCAGGGUGCCGUGUACCGCCUGCUGGUGGUGCUGCUCUGCUGUCUGGCCACCAGGAACUUGCCCCACGUCCUCUACCCUGAAUGGAACCUGCUGCAGGACUCCGCCCUGGACCUCAGCGCCCUCUACCAGCGCGUGGAGCACUUCGCCAGCCAGCCCGAGGCCUCCCUGCGCAUCCACGUCACCCACCUGGGCCACAGCCCCGCCCCGCGCGUCGGCAGCGGGGUCAAGGCACUCCUGCAGCUGCCCGCCCGCGACCCCGCCUACUGGGUCACUGCCUACUUCGAUGUCCUGCUAGACAAGUUCCAGGUCUUCAACAUCCAAGAUGAGGACCGGAUCUUGGCCAUGCAGAGCAUCCUCCAGAAGAUCAAGACCCUGGGUGCCGAGGAUUGCUGAGUUGAGUCCCGUCUCGCCAGCCUCUGUAUGGCUACGCUGCCACACAGAGGCUCCCAGAACAUUUGGAGAAGGGAAUGGGCUUCACCUUGAGUGGGUGGGAGGACGGAGGAGGGCCCUUGUACCCUGGGACCAGCUGAGUCUGUCCAGGGAAGGCCCUGUGGGCAGCAGGUCUCCAGAGGUCCUGGGAUGGAGGUGCCACGUACUUCACGUGACGUGUGUUGAUCCCUCCAUGAGAUGUCAUCAAGACUCAGAAAACCGAGAACCCUCAUGAGACUGGAGCUCGUCCCCACCUGCCUCGUACGCUGUUCUCAGUGAUGACGUCUCUGUGUCUGAUCUUGAACACAUCCGUGCACCGCUUGUGUGCAGCGGAGGCAGUACCUACUGCUUUCUGUACAUCUGUGUAGAGACGAUUUUCCCUGGAAACAUAAAAAUAGA
Messenger RNA from Hippopotamus amphibius kiboko, 1749 nucleotides. RefSeq names its product mab-21 like 4 (gene MAB21L4). Bases 1 to 1314 code for a protein of 437 amino acids. The transcript is spliced from 5 exons. Lineage: Eukaryota; Metazoa; Chordata; Mammalia; Artiodactyla; Hippopotamidae. The record is from RefSeq and is a predicted model, not a curated record.